This is a messenger RNA of Budorcas taxicolor (takin), 765 nucleotides long. RefSeq names its product synaptonemal complex central element protein 1 like (gene SYCE1L). Gene Ontology annotation, biological process: synaptonemal complex assembly. Gene Ontology annotation, cellular component: synaptonemal complex. The transcript is spliced from 9 exons. Bases 1 to 705 code for a protein of 234 amino acids. The record is from RefSeq and is a predicted model, not a curated record. Lineage: Eukaryota; Metazoa; Chordata; Mammalia; Artiodactyla; Bovidae.
AUGGCGGGGAAGCUGGAGCCUCGGGAAGUGAAGUCGCCGGAAGUCGUGGAGGAUGGUGAACAGGGAAGCCUGGAGCCACAGAUUGAAGACCUGAUUAACCGGAUUCAUGAGCUUCAGCAAGCGAAGGAGAAAUCCAGCGAGGAACUGGGAGAAGCCCAAGCUCUUUGGGAGGCCCUGCGUCGGGACCUGGACUCCUGUAAGUGGGACCAGCAGAAGGGCGCAGAGAAGGCACUGCGGACCCUCCAGCUGUACUGCCAAAGGAAGGCGGAGGAGGCACAGAGGUCGCCCAUGGAAGAACAGCUGGAGGAUUUGAUAGGCCCACACAAGGACCUCUGGGAAUUCCACAUGCUGAAGCGGCGACUGGCCUGGGAGAUCCGUGCCCUGCAGAGCAGCAAGGAGCAGCUGCUCAUCGAAGCCCCGGCGCCGCCCACGACGCCCCGGCCGCCCCCAGAGAGGCAGGCGCUGGCUCGGCUGGAGGACGUGGAGCGGCGGCUGCUUGCGCAGCCCGAGGCCCCCGCCGCCCGGGCGGUGAUCGGCGGGCUGAAGGCGGAGCCGGAGAAACUCCGGGGGGAGGCCCCCGCCCAGACCCAGAGCACUCCAGAGGACCGGGCCGGCGCUGGAGAGCAGGCCGGCCCCCAGCUCCCCAGUGAGGGCGACCUGGCGCCGCCGAUGCAGCUGGUCCCGACGACCGCCGCAGGCCGGUAGGACCCACCCGGCCCCACCUUCCUUCAAGCUCGCCCGGAAAUAAAGGCCACGUUUGCGGAC